Porites evermanni is the source of this 6303-nucleotide messenger RNA. Lineage: Eukaryota; Metazoa; Cnidaria; Anthozoa; Scleractinia; Poritidae. The record is from the annotation of a GenBank genome assembly.
AUGUCGUUUGAAACCGGAAACUUGGUGUUUAAAGACUCUAUGAACUUUUUCAAUAUGAAGCUGGAUAAAUUUCCGGCAACAUUUAAUCUGCAAGAGCUUCACAAAGGUUACUUUCCGCACGCCUUUAACCGAGCGGAAAAUUUCAGUUACCGAGGAGUGUACCCACUAGCGGACCAGUACUGCCCUGACGACAUGCUGGAAAAGAAGAGAGAAAAAUUCCUCACCUGGCACGCUCAAAAAAUCAGAGGAAACGCCGUCUUUGAUUUUCAAGAAGAACUGCUGCGCUGCUGUGAGAGUGAUGUUCAAUUGCUUAAACAACAAAGUCAAGGUAGCCAUUAUCUAUCGGACACCGUUCUCUGAAAAACACCCAGUAACUGUAGCCACCUUUCUCAGCGAUAUUGCUGAAUACCUAGAAUCAAUUGUGCUGUCAUCUGAACGUCUCCUCAUUGUAAGAGACAUGAAUAUUCAUAUGGACGUCCCAGAUGAUGCCGACGCUAUAGAGUUUUUAGAUCUCCUGGAGUGCAUGGGGCUAACACAACAUGUGAUUACACCAACUCACCAUUCAGGACACUUUUUAGACUUCAUCAUUACACGGGACCUGGAUGGCCUUGUUCAGACCUCUCCCAUCUCUGACAGUUUCUUGUCAGACCAUUGCACUGUUCUAUCUGAACUAACUCACUGUAUGCCGGCUACAACUGUUGAGGAGGUCUUCUACCGGAAGACUAAGGCUAUUGACAUUGAAUCGUUCAAGGAUGAUCUCAGGAAAUCGAGACUAUGCCAGGACCCACCCGAUACACUUACAGACCUUUUUUCCUGUUACGGUUUAACCAUGACCGGCCUUUUAGAUAAACAUGCUCCACUUCAGAAGAAGACUAUCACGGUUCUUCCGCAGGUUCCUCGAUUCAAUAACGAAAUCAAGGAAGCCAAGCGUUUACGUAGACGGAAUGAAAGAAUAUGGCGAAGGACAGGGCCCGAGUCAGACAGGGUAAAAUUCAUCAAGGCACGCAAUCAUGCAAAUCACGUGAUGGAGGAAGCAAGGCGUGACCAUUAUUUCAAUCUUAUUAAUGAAAAUGAUUGUGAUCAGAGAAAGCUUUUCAAGUCGGCUAGUGCACUGCUAGGAGGGUCGUCAAAGGAACAAUACCCCAAACACUCUGACCCUGCUUUGCUUGCUAAUGAUUUUGGGAGAUUCUUUACACAAAAGAUCGAUGACAUUCGCUCAAAGCUGGACAGAAUUGACCCCUCAUCAAAUCAGCCUGACUACCCGACCAGGAGUAGCGUCCAAGAGCACUCGCAUACUGGCACACCCUUCACUAACUUCGAGCCUAUAUCGUCUGAAGGUAUCAAAAAAACUGGUGCUGAAUGCCCCAAACAAGACUUGCGACAAUGACCCUAUACCUACCAGGAUUGUUAAACACUGCAUUAAUGAACUCUUACCGACCAUUUCCAACAUGGUUAAUCUUUCGCUCAGUAGUGGUCAUUUUCCUAACAUUUGGAAGGAGGGUUUAGUGAAACCAAAGUUAAAGAAAGUCAACAGGGAUUUGAUAAAGAAAAACUACCGGCGCGUCAGCAAUCUCGCAUUCCUUUCAAAGAUCACUGAAAAGGCAGCUACACUACAAAUCUCUGAUCACGUGUCAUUCAAUCAGCCUACCGCAAAUAUGACAGUACGGAGACUGCCUUACUGCGCAUCCGUAACGACAUACUACUAGUGUUCCUAGAUCUAAGCGCUGCCUUUGAUACAGUAGAACAUGAUAUAUUACUGCGGCGCCUGGAAUACAAAUUUGGAAUUAAGAUCCAGCAGUAACGUGGUUCAAAUCCUAUCUGUCGAAUAGAUCCCAGCGUAUUGUAAUCGGCAGUGCAAAGUCAGACAGUUUUGAUCUGAAGUUUGGGGUGCCACAGGGCUCCUGUCUUGGCCCAAUGCUGUUCUCCCUUUACACUAGUGAGCUUUUUGAUGUCAUUAGCCGCCACUUGCCAACAGCGCACAGUUAACGCCGAUGAUACCGGUGUCUAUUUGGCAUUCAAUCCAAACGAUGAUUCCGAUCUAGCCUGAAUUUCAUCCGAUUACUUCGAGUCGUUAUUACUCCCUCAGUAACGUCUGAAUUGACCGGCCGUUUAAUGCCGUCCAGUGACGUCAGUUCUCCUGGACCUUUGCUUUAAUUCAUGCAAAAAGUAGGACACGAUUUUCAAGGGGCAAACCGAGAAAUAUCGUUUCGAAAUUUCUCUUAUUACUUGGUGUUACGGUGCACGAAUUUAUGCUAAUUAGUAUAUGCCAAUGUCUAGUCAAUGGCUUCUGGUUUUUCGACCAUCAUUCAUUUUUUAACGUUCAAACUAUCAACUGCUUGCAGUACAACUCUGAACGACGAAGAAGAAAGCAACCUUUCUGAACCUGACCCCGAACCAAGCCAAAGAUCUCCAAAAGACGCUAAAAAGAAGAAAGACAAGAAGGAGAGCAGACGCGGAACCACCUCUUACAAAAAAUACGAACCACCGGACCAGAAAAGAAAUCAGAGCCGUAAACGCCGCUACAGUGAAACACUGUCGGAAGAAAGAAUAAUAGAACAAUCAGAGGAGGCUCUAAAAGCCCUGGAUAGGCAUUCCCAAAGACGAACAUGCCCAAAGACAUUACAAUACAAAGCACGAGCACGCAUAAGGGCAGAUGAAGCCUUUAAAACAGACAUUAAAAGGAUACGAAAAACAACAAAACAAGAGGUGGUGAACGCCCUAAUCAGGUACCAUGAAAGGAGAAUAGCUGAAAGCAAAAAAUCAAUCAAGCGGCAAAAGAGACCGACAGGAACUGUAAACAAGAAAUCAAAGGACAAUAAGAACACUCAUGAGCAAAAUGUAAAAGAGAUAGCUGAAAACAUCUUUAAAAAGUUCAACGAGUUUAAAAACCUCAUGAACACAAUGUCAAAUAAAAGUGGUGAACAGUAUGCCUGUCUACUUACUAAGUCCAACUUAUAUAACAAGGAUGUACAGGAAAACAACAAACUGUCAAAAUCAGGCAGUAAAAAGCGUAAAGAACGCACAACCUCAAAAACACAAGCUUAUAAAAGAACACAACUAGAAAGAAACAAGGGGUACAUAAAGAACUUAUCCAGUCAAAACAUCACAGACAAUGAAAUAAAUUUACUCUCUAAAGGGUUAAAAUUUAUACCCACACCAUUAACAAAAGAACAACAUAUCAGGCGUCAACUUCUUCAGGAUUUUGAGCAAUUUGCGAGAAGAAUGCGCCUGAAAUAUAUCUUUCAUGGGCAAAAUAACAAACCACAUCCUUAUCACGUAAAAUCAAACUGGAUACCACAAGUUCAACCCUCGGUUGCACUCGAAAGUUAUCUUGAAGAGGUUAAAUUACAACUGGCAGAAAUUAAAUUGUCACAGCCAAAAAACAAUCCGUCAUCAAAAGAACGAGAAGCACUACAAUCUUUAAAAAGAAACAAAGAUCUUAAUGUGAAAAAAGCAGACAAAAGGUUCCUGUGUCGUUAUUAUGGACACAGAAAACAAAAUAAACGAAGGUCAAACACUACUUGACAACUCGAAACACUAUAGACCUUUAGAUGAACCGAUGGUUGAGGAAACUCAAUAUAAAGUGAAACAACUAAUACAAGAACUACAUGAAAAUAAAAACAUUGAUGACAUGACAAAAAAAUGGCUGUCACAAACACCGAGCCCGCCUAGAAUUCCCAUAUUCUACACCCUAACUAAAAUUCACAAGCCUACACCAGUAGGUAGGCCAAUAAUAUCAGGUUGUGACGGACCAACAAAAAGAAUCUCAGCAUUUCCUGAUAGGCUGUUGCAACCUAUAACACAAAGACAGGCUUCUUAUCUUAAAGACUCUACAGACUUCAUUAAUUUCAUAGAAAGCACAGAAGUCCCAAAGCACGCGACCAUUGUUUCAAUGGACGUGACAAGUCUAUAUACCAACAUUCCACAGGAAGAGGAGAUCAAAACUAUAUGCAAAGCAUAUGUUACUCACUACAAAGAUAAACCCCCGAUUCCAACACAGUCACUUGAACGAGCGCUCAGACUCAUUUUAAAAGAAAAUUCAUUCCAUUUUAUGGAAAAAAUUACCCCCAAACACACGGGACAGCGAUGGGAACAAAGGUCGCUGUUGCUUUCGCAAAUAUCUUCAUGGAGAAAGUAGAAACAGAGUUAUUAAAAAAGAGCGCAAUAAAGCCUAUCUGUUGGAAAAGAUAUAUAGACGACAUCUUCUCUCUCUGGGGUACCGGAAGAGAACAAAUAACACACUUCAUUGAACAAGCAAAUAAUCACCACGCCACUAUUAAAUUCACAGCAGAAAUCUUUGAGGAAAAAGUCACAUUUCUGGAUACAAUUGUGUACAAAGGCAAACGGUUUAACAGUACGUCAAUUCUCGACGUACGAACGCAUUUUAAACCUACUGAAACUUUCCAAUAUACGUCUUUCCACCCAUUAGGGGUCAAGAAGGGCUUUAUAAAAGGCGAAGCCCUCCGGUUACUCAGAACAAAUUCCUCAAAAGAAAACUUUCAAAACCGACUAGAAGAAUUACAAAAGCACCUUAGAGAGAGAGGAUAUCCACGAAACUUAAUAACUCUAACUCUCUCUGAAAUACACUUUGAGAACAGGAAAGUAGCACUCCGACAAAAACCAUCAAGAGAGAAAGCCAUUUUUCCCUUUGUCACGCAGUAUCAACCAUCACUUCCCAGCCUUAAAAACAUUCUUAUGAAACACUGGCACCUGAUAGAGAAACAACCUCUUCUGAGACAGAUCUACAAAGAACCUCCAAUUAUAUCAUACAAACGAGGAAGGUCUCUGAAAGAUAUACUCGUAAAAGCUAAACUCUGAGAUUUAAAGGCUAAAACACGUGGGUGGAAGCGUGAGUCAGGCUUGUCAACCCCUAUGAUAUUUCAAUGGAAUCCCUUAGAAUAUUAGAAUCUGCCGAGAAAUUAGUCCACGCUUUCAUCACAAGCAGAUUGGACUAUUGUAACUCCCUUUUAUACGGACUACCUCACUGCGCCCUCACUAAACUGCAGCGUGUUCAAAACGCAGCUGCAAGAGUUCUAUACCUAGCACCACGGUAUUGCCAUAUCACACCAAUAUUAUACGAAUUACACUGGCUGCCUGUAACGAUUAGAAUAGAAUUUAAGAUUAUUAUAAUCACUCCCAAAGCAAUCCAUGGAACAGCUCCUAAUUAUUUAUCAUCUCUCGUUAACUUUAAACCUAAUUCUUCCUACAGCCUGAGAUCAAAUAACAAAUAUCUGCUUUCAAAUCCAAACGUCAGGACUCUCCCUACUCUUGGUGACCGAGCCUUUGUAGCCGCCGCACCAAAGCUGUGGAAUAAUCUUCCGUUAGAUCUUAGAUGCACCUCCUAUUUUGAAACUUUUAAACGUAAUUUGAAGACUCACCUUUUUAAAAAAGCCUUUUCUGAUAUAAUGUUGUAAUUUAUAGACAAGAUAAUUAUUCAUUCGUGUAAUUUUUAAUUGUAAGGCGCAUUUGAAAACUGUAUAGUUGAAUUUGCGCGGUAUAAAUAAAUGUUCCUAUUUUUAUUAUUAAGAAGGCUGUCCGAACUUUAUUGAAGAAUUUGAAGAAAUUGCCGGAUUUAACCCUCUGAUAGAGUCCGUUACAAUUGCAAGCGCGUGCAAUUUGUUCUAGAGGCGUGAAAAGCUAGAAGAAUAUUUAAUUGCACUGGAGCCGCAGAAUGGAUGGCGUGGAAACCGAGUGAACCAGAGUAAAGUGGCGUUAGAGUGGCUUUAUUUUGAAGACUGGAAAUUAGGAUGUGUAAGUCGAGUGAGACAAGUUCGCAAUGGCCGUGAGGUUAAAGUCUUAACGUCGGCGGAAGAAUAUUUUGUGGAUGGGCAUGACGCAGAAACCAAGACUGUCUGUGAGUUUCACGGUUGCUAUUAUCACGGAUGCAACAAUUGUUUCAAGAAGCGUGAUCUCCGAAGAAAUUGUCACCUAGACAGAACAGUUCAAGAAGUGUACGAAGCCACCCAGCGAAAAACUGAAAUGCUUCGACGGGCCGGUUAUACCGUCAUUGAAAAGUGGGAGUGUGCGUUUAACAAGGACAAGAAAACAGACCCGCAGUUGCAAGAAUUUUUCAAGACCUCUGAGUUUGUAGAGCCACUUAACCCUCGACAUGCGUUCUUUGGAGGACGAAUAGGUGCUGCCUGCCUCUAUGCCAAAGCGGAAGAAGGAGAAGUCAUUAAAUAUGUAAAUGUCACGUCUUUGUACCCCUGGGUAAACAAGUACAAAGAAUAUCCAGUCAGAUUUCCGCUGAUCUACGCGAACCCCAGCGAUCAGAACAUUCAUCAUUAUUUUGGUGUAGCCUUG